UUUCUAGCGCCUUCGGAACGGUCCCACUGGACGCGAGUGUGUUUGCGAGUGCGGGAGUUUCAAGACGCGCGCGAAGCUGCGGACAGUCGGAUUGGAAGUGGAGCGAGCGAACUGGAAGGCAAACAAGACGGCGCGUGUCGAGUGUUUGCAAUAGAAACAAAUUGUUUUCGAAUAGGAGCUGUGCUCCCCUAUUUGUUUUGUGAAAUACAACCGACUUCGGCAGCGGCGCGGAGAAGGAUCGCGCUCACCACCAUCACCAACGGCGUCUCCUCUUUUGCAUGCCCGACAUCCCCGCGUAUUUUCAGCAAUUUUCAGCUGGCGCGAUUUGAGCAACAGGUGGCGUGCGACGGAUGGGCGGAUGGAUAAAUGGAUAAAUAGAUCGUGUCGAUGGGCGGCGGUACCUGGCGAAAUUUGCUGCUGAUGAUAGGCUAGCAAAGGCCCGGCAUCAGUAUUUGUGCCCUAAAGGGGUCAGGCGGUGUGCGCGUGAGGAAAUUGAAUUGACUUGGUGGCCACCGGCGGAGGUCCGAAAUCGAAAUCUGUGUCGCAAAUGUGGCACUAAUAAAUUAUCGCACAUUCGCGCGCCGCACCGCGAGUGCUUCAUUAAUGCGGGAAUCGCGAAUGAAGGAGAAUAUCUAGUUUUGCAGCGGCAGUGCGUUUGUUUCAUUUUGCCAGGAACGUGACCAAAAUUUCCAAGUGCCGCGUGGAUUGGAUCUACCGAGUAAUAGGUCUGCAUAGGCCAAACAAUUAUAUUUGGUAGACACGCUUCGCGGAGCUGGGCGCGAAUAAAAAAGAACGCCAACUCCGUGGCCUAUAAAUAUCGGUCUUCGGAAUUACUAAAUCCAAUUGCAGUCCAAUUAGCAGCCGAGCGCCAAUGAAGCGACUGUGAAAAAAACAAGAAACGAGUGACGGCAAAGGGAGCUGGCCAAGACGAGGACGCAAUUAACCAGACCGAAGUGGGCACACCCAUAACAAAACAAGGAGGAGGGGAAUUCGAAGGAGGUGGGAGCAAUGCAAACUCAACGAAAAUGUUGCAUCUCCCCAAAGGAUCAACAUCUGUUGUCAAGGACACUGACACACAAAGGAGUCCCCUCAUCCGUUGCAUGAAAUAAUUUCGUUUAAAUUAAGCUCCCUCCUGACAAAAAGGAGCAGCAUUUUACGCGAUUCCCGUCCCCGCGUAAUGUUUGCUCACCCCUGUCCUGCCCCAGCUGGAAUCUAUCACUCAGGACUGCUGCAGCCACUGCUCCUGCUCCUCUUACUGCUCGCUUUUAGCAACUUCCGGCCGACUCAUGGAGAGGUCUUCACGCUGGGUUACAUCACGGCCUCGCAACGACGGCCGGGAAACCUGGACUACAACCGACCGGGUCUCACCAUUUCCGGCGCCAUCUCGCUGGCGGUGGAGGAGGUGAAUGCCGGACGACUCCGGGAUCGGGGUCAUUCCCUUCAGUUCGUCGUGGCCGAAACUUACGGGGAGGAGGUGGUCAGCAUCCGUCAAACGGCGGCACUGUGGACGCAGCAGGUGGCCGCCUACAUUGGCCCUCAGGAAACUUGCGUACACGAAGGUCGCAUGGCGGCCGCCUUUAACCUGCCCAUGAUAUCUUAUUACUGCACCCAUCGGGAUCCCUCGAACAAGGCUGAUUUCCCCACCUUUGCCAGGACACGUCCCCCGGACACCCAGAUCUCCAAGUCCGUAGUGGCCCUUUUGCUGGCCUUUAACUGGACGCAAGUGAGCUUCCUUUACUUGGACGACGCCAGUGGUCAGUAUCAGCCCGUGGCGGAGACCAUCCUGAGCACACUGACUGAUGCCGGAGUCAGUAUCCGGGACAUUCGCACUUGGAAUACCAUCUACCAUCACGGAUUUAUGGAUAAUCCUUUUGAGGCGCUGGUGGAGCAGACCUAUGCCAACACGAGGAUCUACCUCAUUUUGGGUCACUACUAUGAGCAUGUCGGGCUGAUGGUUAGUCUCCAAAGAAGAGGAAUUCUGUCGAAGGGCGACUAUUUCGUAGUGGGCAUAGACAUCGAACAGUAUGAUCCGGCCAAGCCCGAAAAGUAUUUGCGAGGACUCCUGCUGGAAGAUGUGGAGCCCUUGGCCGUGCAGGCCUUUCAGUCAUAUCUGGGCAUUGUCCCAACGGCGUCCGUCUCCUUCGCCACUUUUGCCAACGAGGUUUGUCCGCUGACGGGUCCUGACAGUGAUGUGAUUGAUGCGCUGCAUCCGCCUUUCGCACGUCUCAUAAUUGUCGGGCCUUUCGCCACAUUGACCACACAUUCUGACCCUCAUUUCGUUUUGGUUUUGCAGGUCAACAAAUACAUGGAGCGACCGCCAUUCAAUUUCCCCAAUCCGCUGGGUCCCUUCGGCGGCGUAAAGCAGAUAAGCGCCGAAGCUGCCUAUCUCUAUGAUGCCGUGCAUCUCUACGCGAAGGCCUUGAUGGAAGUCCUGGAUUCAGGCGGAAGACCCAGGAACGGCAGCGCCAUUGUGGCGGCCAUCAAGGGCUCGCGAUAUCGCAGCGCCAUGGGCUAUCACGUCUACAUCGAUGAGAACGGCGAUGCAGCUGGAAAUUAUACAGUAUUAGCGAGAGGAUCCGUGCGGAAUGGUCGCAAUCAGACUGUGCUGGGCCUGCGACCCGUGGGAACCUUCAUCCACCGGAACAGUAGCUUCAGCAGCAUCAGCAAGGCGUUGCCCGAUCUCAAACUAUUCAUCCCCAUCGACUGGGUGGGUGGCACGCGACCAGCAGCUGCUCCUCGGUGCGGAUUUGGUGGCGAGAAGUGCGUUAAUUAUACUGGGGAAAUUUCAGCGGCCAUUGCAGGCGGUGCCCUAUUGCUGCUCAGCUUGGUCUCGCUGGUCCUCUAUCGCAACUGGCGGUACGAGCAGGAACUGGACAGUCUGCUCUGGAAGAUAGACUUUCGCGAGGUGCAGAUCCAUGAGAACGAACGGGAACAGCAAAGUCAGAAGCAGACGCGCUCCACCCAUCCGCUGAUCCGCACCAGCCAGGUGAGCCUGAGCUCCAAUCCGGACGCCGACUUCCGGUAUACGACAAUCUUUACGCCCAUCGGACUGUACAAAGGUCAGCUUUACGCCAUCAAGAAGGUGCGAAAGAAGAGCGUGGACAUAACCCGGGAAAUGAAGAAGGAGCUCAAGCUGCUGCGGGAUGCCCGCCACGACAAUAUUUGCGCCUUCAUAGGCGCCUGCACGGAUCCGCCAAACAUCUGCAUCAUCAGCGAGUACUGCACCCGAGGCAGCCUUAAGGACAUUCUGGAGAACGAGGACGUCAAGCUGGACAACAUGUUCAUUGCCUCCAUGGUGGCAGACAUUAUACGCGGCGUCAUCUAUUUGCACGACUCGCCCAUUCGCUUCCAUGGCGCUCUGUGCACCUCCAACUGCCUGGUGGACUCCCGAUGGGUGGUCAAGCUAACGGACUUUGGCCUCUUUGCUUUCAAGCAAGGGAUCGAAGACAGCUCCACGGAUAUGCAGCAUAUGUCGGCCAAGUGUCUGAAGCUUCUUUAUCGAGCACCUGAGCUGCUGCGACAGGGUCCAUCCUCGCUGGUCAUGGGCACACAACGCGGGGAUGCCUAUUCCUUUGGCAUCCUCCUGUACGAGAUGCACGUCCGUAGAGGACCCUUUGGCGAGACGGGUCUGACGCCCAUGCAGUGCCUGCAGAAGGUUCUUCAGCCGCAGGAUUACCUAAAUCCAUACAGACCAUCCCUGCAACCGCUGGAAACGGCCUUCGACUGCGUCAGCGAGUGCCUGAGAGAAUGCUGGGCGGAGAGACCAGAGGAUCGUCCAGAUUUCAAAACCAUUCGCACCAAACUGAGGCCUCUGCGAAAGGGAAUGAGGCCCAACAUUUUCGACAACAUGAUGGCAAUGAUGGAGAAGUAUGCCAACAAUUUGGAGGCCCUAGUGGAUGAUCGUACGGAUCAAUUGCAGGAGGAAAAAAAGAAGACCGAUGCCCUGCUGCACGAGAUGCUGCCGCGCUGCGUGGCUGACCAGUUGAAGAAGGGUCACAAGGUGGACCCCGAACACUACGAACAGGUCAGCAUCUACUUCAGCGACAUCGUGGGCUUCACAGCGAUGUCCGCCGAGUGCACCCCGUUGCAGGUGGUAGAUUUCCUCAACGAUCUGUACACCUGCUUCGACUCCAUCAUUGGCCACUAUGAUGUUUAUAAAGUUGAAACUAUCGGAGAUGCUUACAUGGUGGUCUCUGGACUUCCGCUGCGCAAUGGUGACUUGCAUGCAGCGGAAAUCGCCACCAUGUCGUUGCACCUACUCAGUGCCGUAUCAGAGUUUAAGAUCCGUCACCGGCCCACAAACCGCUUGCUCCUGCGGAUUGGCAUACACUCGGGUCCCGUUUGUGCGGGUGUUGUGGGCCUAAAGAUGCCACGUUACUGUCUUUUCGGAGAUACUGUAAAUACUGCUUCCCGCAUGGAGUCCAGUGGUGUUCCCCUGAAGAUUCAUUGCAGCUGGCAGUGCCGUCAAUUGCUAGAGAGGCUGGGUGGCUAUCACUUCGCGGAGCGAGGCGUCAUCUCCAUGAAGGGAAAAGGUGAUCAGCGCACGUACUGGCUGCUGGGGGAAGAUGAGGAGGCACGCACUCGUCGGACCUAUGAGCGAUCUCAGAGACGCGGAUCCAGGGCACUCAACAAGUUCAUCCAGGGCACCAUAAAGCAGGCCCAGGAACAGGCCAACGAGUACGGAAUACGCUCCUCCCUUAAACAGAAGAAUCUGCCCAGAAACUCGCUGACCCGCUCUUCCAGUCUGGAGUCACCCAAGAAGCUGCGGUUUGCAGCUGGUAGCCUCCUGGAGCAUCAUCGCUAUCACAGUGACGAGGCGCUGCUGGAGGUGGACUCCUACACAGGCUUGCGCCGUUCCUCCGGAGGAUCCACACAGUCGCGCUAUGAGGAGACGACCCUAUCGCUGACUCUGUCCUGUCAAAGUAUUGAGAUCGUGGGCGGUCAACAUAGUAAAAGGCGACCCUCCUCUUAUCCCACUGCCAACACGCCGCUGCUGAUGAACCACGUGGAGGUUUAAGGCAGUGGCCUAGUACUUAUUUAGCCCAGAUACAGGGAUCUUAGUGGAAUUUGUGUUCAGUAUGUUUAGCCAAGUAUUUGUAUCGCUUUUAGUGUCGUACGCAGAUAAAUAAUCCUUGGAGUCUGUCAUAUAAUUGUGGUAACUGUAGCAUCAGCAUAUUGUGAGAGUGAUUAUAAAUCUAGUCGUUGUUUAAACACAUUCAUGCGCUAACCUAAAUCAAUUUAAAAUAGUCAAUAACCUAAAGUAAAUUAUACAAAUAAAGAGUAACAAAUAAACGGCUAUUUCCUAAUAUCCAGGA
This is a messenger RNA of Drosophila erecta, 5315 nucleotides long. RefSeq names its product speract receptor. NCBI's taxonomy places the organism in Eukaryota, Metazoa, Arthropoda, Insecta, Diptera, Drosophilidae. Gene Ontology annotation, molecular function: guanylate cyclase activity; peptide receptor activity; ATP binding. The transcript has 14 exons. Gene Ontology annotation, biological process: protein phosphorylation; receptor guanylyl cyclase signaling pathway; cGMP biosynthetic process. Bases 1178 to 5017 code for a protein of 1279 amino acids. The record is from RefSeq and is a predicted model, not a curated record.